AUGUCUGAUCUACGCAUGCGUGCUUAUAAACCACCGGUGUUUUUUUCUUUGUUUGACUCUUCAUAUGUCUUCUGCUUCUUUUUCUUCUUCUCCUCCACCUCUGCCUCUUUCAUAGUCUUAUUCGACUUUCUUUCCUUCUCCUUCUUCUUCUUCUUCUUCUACUUCUUCUUCUUCUUCGUCGUCGUCGUCGGCGGCGGCGUUUCCAUUCCGUUCUUCUUCCAUAUCUCCGUCUUCUUCUUCAAUUUCUUCUUCCUCUUCUACGAUUUCUUCGUCUAUUUAUUCUUCUUUAUCUUCGUCGUCUCUUCGUCGUUUUCUUUGAAUUCUUUGUAUUGCCUUUCAGUUACUUCGUCUAUGUCUUCGAUUUCUUUGUUUACUUCAUCUUCGUCGUCAUCUUUCUUCUUGUUCAUAUCUAUCUAUCUAUCUAUCUAUCUAUCUAUCUAUCUAUCUAUCUAUCUAUCUGAUUCUAUUCACAUCUAUCUAUCUAUCUAUCUAUCUAUCUAUCUAUCUAUCUAUCUAUCUGUCUGUCUGUCUGUCUGUCUAAUUCAUUAA
Acanthosepion pharaonis is the source of this 549-nucleotide messenger RNA. NCBI's taxonomy places the organism in Eukaryota, Metazoa, Mollusca, Cephalopoda, Sepiida, Sepiidae. The record is from the annotation of a GenBank genome assembly.